Messenger RNA from Diceros bicornis minor, 1083 nucleotides. RefSeq names its product ral guanine nucleotide dissociation stimulator-like. The coding region runs from base 34 to 522 and encodes 162 amino acids. Gene Ontology annotation, cellular component: plasma membrane. Gene Ontology annotation, biological process: Ras protein signal transduction; positive regulation of GTPase activity. The record is from RefSeq and is a predicted model, not a curated record. The transcript is spliced from 8 exons. NCBI's taxonomy places the organism in Eukaryota, Metazoa, Chordata, Mammalia, Perissodactyla, Rhinocerotidae. Gene Ontology annotation, molecular function: guanyl-nucleotide exchange factor activity.
CCAGUUUGGUGGCAGCAGUGGGAUCCAAAGGAGAUGCCUGAUGGCUUCGAGGAUGAGAAACAGUCAUUGGUACCCGCAAAACCUUUGAGUUCUCCAUCUUUUUCACUGUUUCUGAGGGCUGUGGGACCUCUUCCGGAAGGUGAUGCCCUCUCCGUGCCUGGGAUCCACCUGGGGCAAGAGGAGCAAGCCCGAAAUGAACACCAGACACCCACCGUCCAGGCCACCGUCGACCACGUCAGAAGUGUGGCCAGCUUCGUCAUCACCCCCUGCCUCGGGGACCCAAGCAUGACAGCCCAGGACAGGGCGAGGGUGGUGGAGUGCUGGAUCCAGGUGGCCCAGGAGUGCGAGAUCCUGAAGAACUUCUCCUCGCCCCGCACUGUCAUCUCUGCUCUGCAGAAAACCUCCACAAGCCACCUGAAGAACACACGGGGGAAGUUUCCCGGAGGGGCCCUUCACGGUUGCCCCCCCAGAGAGCAACCCCCAGAGAGUGCAGGAGAAGCAGGAGCAGCAGCAGGAGAAUGAGAUCAACCUUGAGAAGAGGACUGAGGAGCAGCUGUGGCACUCCCUGCAGGGGAGGGGAAAGAGGAAUACCGAGUCAUGAGGAAGAUCCUGCUGCUCCAGGAGGCUGCCAAGAAUUACAACCUAGAACCCGAGGGAGCGAUUUGCGGCCUGGCUCCAGGACAUGCAGUUGCUCAACGAGAAUGAGAGGUCAAAGACCAAGGGAAGAGGUCAUCAAGAGGUCAAGUCUAAUCUACCUAUGGAUGUGGCAGCCUUAACUAUGGAUGUUCAAACCAGACAUUGCCAGCAGAACCACAUCUCUUCACCCAUAGCACGGACUGUAGGAGAAAGCCCAGAGGAGCAAUGAAGACAAAGAAGACAUAACACCUGCAAAAAGUCAGUGGAGUAUUUCUCCAUAACAAACCUUCCAGGUGAGUGACGGUCAGUAUCUUCCACUGCUCCAGCUCUCACAAUAAACCUAGAACCUGCCCUGGGUAAGCUGGAGGACCACGCCUGACUAGUCCACUCCCUGCAUGGGGCCGGUUUGUGCAGGGUGACUGUCAUCAAGCAGACAAUGGACUCAGG